Molecule: messenger RNA, 3417 nt
Organism: Penicillium verhagenii
Lineage: Eukaryota; Fungi; Ascomycota; Eurotiomycetes; Eurotiales; Aspergillaceae
Product: RTP1/Tango6 family protein
Exons: 3
Coding region: 1-3417 (1138 amino acids)
Biological process (GO): protein secretion
Source: RefSeq, a predicted model, not a curated record
AUGGGAGAGCCCAUGGAAGUCCGGGCCGCGUUCAAGGAAGCCAAUGACUUUUUGAGUCCAGUGCUCAAUCGAGGCAUUGCCAAAGUUGAGAUCGAGAAUUCUGAAGGCAAGUCUCUAUUGGAGACACUAAACCAGACUGAAGAUCUCGCACCCGGUGGCGGUGAACGUACAAGGACUUCCGUCAUCACCAAGGCGUUGCAAAUACUGAGCCGCAUACACAAUGCAUUUGUCACCCCAGACUUAGAGCAGUCUCAGUUUCUAGCCACGGAAGGUGAAGAUGGAGCUCUCGAAGAUGCAAAGCGUCGCCGAAUGCUUCAUGCACUCUUGGAUCUGAUCUCCCUCGAAGGAAUCUACCCGUCACUCUCAUCUGGUGUUGGAAUUCCUCUCCAGCAGCGAGUGAUUUCUGUGCUGCCUGCUGGUGUCAUCGCAACACAAGCACCGAUUCCCACAAGUAGCUCACCUCGCAAUGUUUCUCUUCUCCGCAAAGUUAUGGAGACUCUUCUUACCAUCAUCAUGGACACGAGAUCAAGCAUGCAGCCUAUCAUUCGAGGCCGUAUUCUAAGCGACCUCAUCAGCGGCACGGCUGAUCUUGCCUUCAACCCGAACUGCAGUGACUCUGAGGAAAGAAAUUAUUUUCAAACACAGUUUACCAGGAUAUUAGACGAAACACCCAGUGUAGUCCUGUUGCCUACGCUGUCUGCAUUUCUUCAAACGGAUCCUACCGCCUGGUUCAAAUCAAUAGUGUCAAGUCAAAUAUCUCAAAUACCUCUCCGCUCUGGAGGCGUCCUACAGACAAUCAUGUUCAUCGCCUCACAAUGCGCCCCCUCCCUUGGACAGGAGGCUCACAGCGAGCCAUCGAACGGUCCGCACUUAACUCUCCCAGCUAUAAUGCAUAUAUCGAAGCUUCUCUCCUCCGUUCCACAAGGAGCAGACCCUGUUUCGUACUUUAAAAUCAUUGCACCUCAACUUUUGACAAUUCUUGACGGCGAAGAUCCAGACCUUGUGAAGACCGUGUCAUACACAAUUGGAAGCGGCAUUCUUGGAAAGAGAAGCUCCGGGGCCCCGGGCACAAUCGGACAUGCCAUUUUCGUGGAGCCCCUUUUCAACACCCUCACUGCCGAACUAAACGAUUCAACAAGACGGUGGAUGUUGCAAUCAGAGCCACUGGAGUCCAAACGCAGCAUACUUUCAAAUAUCAUCGUGGAUGACACAUUGGUAGACCGGGCACUCGACAGAUUACAGAAGAUUGCACUGCAGCACCCGAAUCCAGGGCUGGUGAAGAGGAUUGUCUCCCCAAUUCUUCUACCACUGUGGGGCUUGCUAUGUUAUUCCAAAGAGCACGAACUGGAAGCAAUUCAUGCUAGGAUCAUGGCAAUACUUCAAACAUACUUCAGCAUAUCAGUGGGCCUGUUGCCGCUCAAGAAACUUGUUGAUAACCUACUAUGGGAUGGUGGAUCGACUUGGACUUACAACUCCAGUGUUCAAGGGGGAGUCGAUCUGGUUAAGCGGAAUGAUCGGGACAAUGAUCAGUCAAAUUUGAUCAAAUUGAUUGAUUCCCUUCAAAAUCGGACAGAACUAUUCGCUGGUCUGCUGGGUUCAGAUCCGAGAAGUGAAGACUUGACUGGUGACAUAUUCCUUUAUGCAAGCCAGACAUGGCUUGUAAGCUCGAAAACACAGGGACCGCAAACAAUUGGAGACUCGGAAAAUAUGUUCAAGAAGCUUAUCAGCGCAAAGGUUGCGGAGAAACUACUGGAUACCUUCAAAGACACAUUGUCUCGCCGUCCACUUCGGGUGCUAGAACUUAUCAAGCAAGUCAUUGAUGGAGAACUACACACAUCUGGCUCCAAUACGACCAGCCAAGGAGGGCAGAAGUCUGGGACACCCUCAUUAUCGACACUCGCCAACAUUGUGUCCCCGGAAAGCACAAAUGACGAAGAACUCAACAAUGACGCAUCUGAGUCAUUGUCCACUGCCUUCAGCUUACUGUCUACUGUCCUGGCUUCAGCAGAGUUUUCGAUGUCUGAGGACAUUAAGUCUCUCCUGGGAUCCAUUAAGGCCUCCUUGGACGAACUUAUUCCUUUUCUUCCUAACAGUCUCUCCAAGCCGGCAACGACCUCAUCAAUGCUGCUGGAGAUCACACUCACCUCCCCAGAAUACAGCGCUACCAAAGCACCGCUACCACAUAUCGCCGAUCUCGAAACACAUCGUCAAGCCCUCGCAAACCUCAACUCGGACCUCCCGCCUGUCCAAGGAGAAGGAUUCUCCCUACUCUCAAAACUAAUCCUCAAAUCUUCCCCCGUUCUCGACAUCCCGUCAACCCUAACACUCCUCCUAUCAAUCAUAACCGACGUCUCUGAAUCAACCGCCAAUGAAGACUUUAUCUACCUCAACGCCAUCAAACUCAUCGGCACAUUGGCAUCCCGUCACCCCCACACCGUAGUAAAAACGCUGGUCGACAGCUACGCGGACAAAAACGAACAACGCACACUAGACCAGCGCCUAAAACUCGGCGAAUCACUUCUCCGAACAGUCCAAGACCUGGGAACCGCAUUGACAGGUGAAACAGCCAAAACCCUCGGUGAAACCAUGGUGAGCGUCGCAGGCCGCCGGGGAAGCAAGCCACAGGCCCAAAAAUCCCGCAAGAGACAGGAAGAGAAGGAGCGCCGAGCCAAAGAACGCGAAGAAAGGAAACAAAAAGACCUUGCCAUGCCCGAAGGAUGGAAGAGUUCAGUCGGGCCUUCCAGCCUCAAAGAACUGGAUCCAGACUCCGACGACGACGAAUCCCCAGAACAAUCAGCCCACGCCGCCAAUAUCGUUGCUGCAUGGGCCGCCGGUGCGCCAAGCGACUCUGAGCCAGAGGAUCUGCGUAUCCGCGCAUCGGCCGUUUCAAUCCUUGCCUCAGCCAUUCAAACUAAUAUCAUUGGGCUGGGAUCCACUAUCGUUGCAUCGGCCGUGGACCUCGCGCUGGCCACACUGACGUUGGAGCCGGCACCCGAAAGUGCGAUUCUGCGGCGUGCAAGCGUAGUCUUGAUUCUUGAUAUUGUGAAAGCACUUGAUACCGCACGUGAAGAACGAAAGGGGAGGGACGUUGGCUUUGGCUUUUCGAUUAUGGAUGAUGGGUAUUCUCAUGCUGCGGCGCAGAGUCGGGGCCCGGCUACUAUUGGGAAUAUCCCGUCUAUGUUGCGGACGCUUGGAUUCAGCGAGAGUCGAGAAGAGGAUGUUAUUGUGCGGGGGCAUUUGCGGGUGCUUAUUGAGAGCUUGGAGGCGUGGUUGGAGAAGUCUUUGAUGUGGGGAAUUGGUUCUGGGGGUGUAUCGGAUAUCAAGAUGGAGUUGGAUGAUCAUAUUGCUGGACUGGAUGUUGAUCCUUUAGCUGGAAGGGGUGGGUCUUCGAGGCCUAGAAUUGAGGAGAUUGAGUAG